ACACACACCAGCACAGUUACACACAGACAAGCACAGUCGCACAUGAGCACUUUUGACUCCAGCUGUUCCAAUGUGCUUCUGUAAGUAAAAAGGUACUUAGGGUCAUGUGUACUAGAGAAAAAAAACCCUGACAGAAUAAACCUUUUGCUGCACUCUGUAGGCAAAUUGUACUAGUUUAACAAGGGUAAAGUAGUUGUUGGAGUGGACUGAGGGAUUCAUGGUCAGCCCCUCUGAAAAUAACUUGCAUUCCAAAAACACCUUACACUUGUGAUUUUUCAUGGCUAUUAGUUCAGUGUUCAAUAUAUUUAUUGAAUAUUAAUUUUUCAAUAAAUAUAUUUACAAAUAUAUUUAUAUAUAAAUAUGAUUAUAUUUAUCUUAAGGUUCACAUGUGUGCUCGGUGUUUAUCACUACAGUAAUGCUUAUGGCAUGUACUGCUGCUGUACGCACAAGUGUGAAGCUGACCCUUAGAAGCCACAAAGAAAAACUGCUUUCAGUGACCAGCAUGGUGGAAAAUUCCAAAUAAAAAACUAUUUAUGCACUCUUAUUCUGAUUUGUCUUAUUACUGAACCAUAUUUAUUCAAAUCAGGGCGUAUGAUUCUAUUUCAGUGCAUUAUAAGGCCUUUGGAGAAUCUUUCCUUCAGUUAAAUACCAGCAACACUUCUUUUGUGUGUGUGUGAAGAGCUGCUAACUCAAUAAAUUUAAGUAUAUUCAGUGCAUGUGAAUCCACACACUUGGUAAAGUUGAAUGGGGAGCAAGAUGUGUGUACUUAUGGAGCUUACCACUGUAUAUGACAUGUAUUGCAAAACUGAUGAGUCAUUGAUCCAAGUUUGUUAGUGCAAUUAUAUUGUGAUAUAUUGUGAUUAUAUGAUAAUGUAUAUGGGUGGGUAUGGUUCUAUUAUUCAAAAAAGAAAGAAACCAGGCUUGAAGAAAAUGAAUUCGUACUUUUAUUUUGAAGUUCCCGCCCUUGGCGGAACUUCUUGGCGGAAGUCGUUCCCUUUCGUGGCUUGUUGUGGUUAGCUCACAGAACUCUAUCUGUGGGUUAGCUUCACGCUCGCGUCAGGUCUUGAACAAAACAUCUGACUUUCGACCAUUGGGAGAAAUACUGACACGCCGAGGUAGCAACAGAAAUGUCAUUUAUAUUUGACUGGAUCUACAGAGGAUUUAGCAGCGUGCUUCAGUUUUUAGGUUUAUACAGAAAAUCAGGGAAGCUUGUGUUCCUGGGGUUGGAUAAUGCUGGAAAAACAACACUACUGCACAUGCUUAAAGAUGAUAGACUUGGACAACAUGUCCCAACAUUACAUCCAACGUCUGAAGAGUUGACAAUCGCUGGAAUGACAUUCACUACUUUUGACCUUGGUGGUCAUGCGCAAGCAAGAAGGGUUUGGAAGAAUUACCUUCCCGCUAUAAACGGAAUCGUUUUUCUGGUGGACUGUGCAGAUCAUGAACGUCUUGCUGAAUCUAAAGUUGAACUUGAUGCAUUGCUGACAGAUGAGACGAUCUCCACUGUGCCCAUCCUCAUCCUGGGGAAUAAAAUCGACCGACCUGAAGCCGUCAGCGAGGACGGACUGAGAGUCAUGUUUGGCCUGCAUGGACACACCACUGGAAAGGGGAACGUGUCGCUGAAGGAUGUGAAUUUGCGGCCCAUGGAGGUGUUCAUGUGCAGUGUUCUGAAGAGGCAGGGCUACGGGGAGGGCUUCCGGUGGCUCUCGCAGUACAUCGACUGACAGAAGCAAAAUAAUAAUAAUAAUAAUAAUAACAAUAAUCACUGGACGCUGUAUGGCAAGAACUCAGACGGCUCCUUUUUUCCUACAGAGCUUGUACUUGAAAGCGAAAAGGACUAACUCCUCAUCGAAAAAGCUGUGAAGUGUAUUUAUCUGGCUUCGAGUGAAGUGAUUGAUUGUCGCGGCCAUAAAUGUUUUGGUUCGAGUUCCGAAAAAUACUCCCUGCAGUUUUCAUAGGUGCCCCAACGUUGGUGUGAUUUAACUUGUUUUAUACCGAAAAAACUUGUGGGGGAAAAAAAUUUAUAAAUAAGCAGACUGAGAGACUUCAACAUCAGUGAGCCAUCUGGAAAAAAGUGUAACAAUAAAGUAGCCACAGCUAUUUUGAAAAUAAUCCCAGGUGUCUUUAAGAUAUAAAACACAUAUAAUAGGUCACACUGUUAACCUUACAUAGCAAUCCCCAAGAUUUAUGUCUGACCAAUUUGCCUUUUUGGAUAUAAAUGUGCCAAUAAACACCAGGUUAUCUGCAGUUUGAAGUCGCUGAAAAAGCAAUCGCAGCACAUUUGGCUAGUGUAAGCUAAGUGUUUUAAUGUCAGUCAUUAACAUUUUUUGCUAAUGCCUGCCGUUUGGUUAAUGAUAUCCAUAGCAAGGAAUGUAGAGGAUUGAUAUUUUACUUUGCAUUGAAGUUCAUAUAUUUUAUUAAAUUACAAAAAAAACUUGCAUAACAAUGGGACGUGUCAUAUCAGUCGAAGAUUUAACAGUAUUGCAACCUUUAAGAUUUGUUUUGAAAGGACAGCAUAAAACAUCAAAGCAAAAUAUAAUCAGAAGCUUUUCUUUCCCUGCACUAGAAUUGCCUGUUACAUAGCUGGUCAAAGAUGCACAUUUGGAUCUUUUUUUCUACAUUUUUUCCAAACCUUCUCCAAUAAUGUGUCAUUUUUGAUUUUGUGGUGCAUUUCAUUACACCAAAGUGUUAAAUGAUGGAUAUAUUGCUUAUCCAAUGACAAGUAAUCAUGCACUGACGUGAAAUAAUUAAAAAUAAUUAAAAAAUAAAAAAUAAAUCACAGCAAUAAAGAGCAAGUAAGGAGAAGAGUGGAGAGUAGUAGUAGAGAAGGUCUCUGGGUAUGCUGACUCAUUUAUGAUAACGCCACAGUAACAGCUGAAAAUAUGGUUUGGGUUUCUCAGUAGGCCAAUGUAGGCAAACGUAACACUCUUGCCCUGUGCUUGUGGGCAGUGUAUGAAAAGCACUGACCCUCAACUUGAAAAGGUCUUCACCUUCUUUUUUAUUACAAUUAGAUUUUGUUUUUGUUUGAAAUACUGUUAAGCUAGUAUUUGUUUCCUCUGUCAGCGAGAAUGAGGUGAAUUUUACACUACUGAUGCUUUGUGGCCAACACUAGUCACUAUUCGCUAUUUAUUUUAUUUAAACUACAGUUGUGUAUUUACAACAUGUUUGCUUUUAGCUGUGGAAUGCAUUUCCAAAAAAUAAUAGAAUGCUAAAGGGAGUAACGAAACAUUUUAUAUUUGUAAGGAUUUGUGGGUAUGGGGUGGAGCAAUAUUGUAUACGUACUGUACAUGAAAUUGUAGAUACUGAAGUCUACACUGUAAACAGCCUGAGUUCUCAGUUAAAUUAUUAAGCCGUGCCAGUCUUAUAAUAAUGCAAGGAGUAUUUUUUGACUAUCCGCUGUGUGCAACAGCUAGGGUAUGAGAAUACUCAUGUAGCGGCAUGGAUUUCAGAAAUCUUUAUUUAAAACAACUAUCAUGCAGCGGUAAAACUGCAUGCAUGUCUGUAGAUAAUGUAAAAUGGACAGACCAGAUAUUUAUUGCAGCUUAUGUAUGGAACUUGAAGGAAUUCAUAUUUAUGAUUACAAAUAUUACAUUUUAAAGGUACUGCUGUGUAUAUUCCAGAACAUCCCACUCUGACACAGAUAUAUAGCUUUGCCCUUUUGUUGCUAUGGCUCAUAUUGAAUGUUUUUGUAUGCAGUUAUUGUGUUACAAUGGUCAUGUUCAGUGUGGGAAUUCUAAAGAGCACAGCCCUUGCGUGUCAGCUUCAUAAAACCACAUUUCUGUCACCUGUGUACAAUGUGUGCUUGUAUCAUAUGAGAGUGUUGUGGGAAAAAUAAAUCUGUACAAACUUUA
Messenger RNA from Anguilla rostrata (American eel), 3851 nucleotides. RefSeq names its product secretion associated, Ras related GTPase 1Ab (gene sar1ab). Lineage: Eukaryota; Metazoa; Chordata; Actinopteri; Anguilliformes; Anguillidae. Gene Ontology annotation, biological process: intracellular protein transport; endoplasmic reticulum to Golgi vesicle-mediated transport; membrane organization. The record is from RefSeq and is a predicted model, not a curated record. Gene Ontology annotation, cellular component: endoplasmic reticulum exit site; COPII vesicle coat. The coding region runs from base 1128 to 1724 and encodes 198 amino acids. The transcript is spliced from 7 exons. Gene Ontology annotation, molecular function: GTPase activity; GTP binding.